AUGAUAACUCCAUAUAAAACAAUAUUGUUGAUUAUAUUUGUAAUCGACAAAUUCAUCAUAGCAAGAUGUUUAUCAUCAACGACUAUUAUCAUCGAUGUUGACAAAGGUAUUGCUCUUCACAAAAUUGGUGUAUAUGCUGAAAAAUAUCAAGAAUCAAUUUUUCACAUAUUUAUACCAUAUAACAAUUUAUGUAUCGAUUCGCCAACCUCUGAUGUUUGUGAAUAUAUUCAAUCGGCAAGUCCUGAUAUUGUUGAAGUUGGAACAAUUUUACCGCAUGUUAAUACACUAUCAACAUCAUAUAAUAGAGAAAAUAUUUCUCAUAUUAUUCAAGAAGAUAUUCGACGAAUUUUUUUAUAUCAUAAAGUCGAUAAGUUUAUUGGAAAAUCGAAAUCAAUUAUCUAUUUCAUUGAUAAUCAUUUUUAUGUAACACGUAGUACGACUAAAUCCAUAACGGCACCUACUUUUCCUAUUAAUAUUACUCAAUUAGCACUUAUACCUCGUGCAAUUAAUCCAGCAACGCUAGUUGUUGAACAAGUAUUCAACAAUAAAGUUGGUUAUGAUUUUUUAACUGAUGAACAAAUCAAAGAUAUUUUAGCAUUAAUUGUUUCAACGAACAAUGAAACACUUGACAUCAAAAAUAUCAAAGAAAACUUAAAUAUGUUAACUGAUAUGAUUGUUGGACAAACUGUAUACGCGUUGAAAUCUUGUUCGAUGCAAAAAAAUGAACAUUUACGAUCCGGUCCUGCAUGUCUUGCCGUAUCAACAAUUAUUCGACGACUGCCGGUAGAAAGUUCAUCUAUUUAUCAAUGUGAUACUAUUCGUCAUAAAAAUCAUCAAAACCAAACUUCAUAA
Rotaria sordida is the source of this 852-nucleotide messenger RNA. The record is from the annotation of a GenBank genome assembly. Lineage: Eukaryota; Metazoa; Rotifera; Eurotatoria; Philodinida; Philodinidae.